This is a messenger RNA of Erinaceus europaeus (western European hedgehog), 4846 nucleotides long. Its product is annotated as zinc finger protein 850-like. Gene Ontology annotation, molecular function: DNA-binding transcription repressor activity, RNA polymerase II-specific. Bases 148 to 4266 code for a protein of 1372 amino acids. The record is from RefSeq and is a predicted model, not a curated record. Lineage: Eukaryota; Metazoa; Chordata; Mammalia; Eulipotyphla; Erinaceidae. Gene Ontology annotation, biological process: negative regulation of transcription by RNA polymerase II. The transcript has 10 exons.
CGCCCUCGAAACGGAAGUGGCGUCAAUACCCCGCGCCGCCUUUGUCCGCCGCCUGCGGCGGGCGCUCCUCGCCGAGGUGGAUAUUUGCAGGGGUCGCAUGGUAUUAUUCCUAAUUACCCUUCUUGAAGGAAACAGAAAGCAGAAAGCAUGAUUACUGAAUGUCUCACAGGUAGUCCUAAGGACACGGUAACCUUCCCCGAUGUGGCUGUCAGCUUCACCCAGGAAGAGUGGAACUUACUGAACCCGUCUGAGAGAAAUCUCUUCAGGGAUGUGAUGCUGGAAAACUAUAAGAACCUGAUCUCAGUAGGUUAUCAUAAGGUCAAACCCAGUGUUAUCUCUUGGUUGGAACAAGAAGAUUUGUGGACAGUGGAGAAGGAAGUCCUUCAAGAAUGGGAACUGCAACUGAAAAAGAAUGUCUCGGCAUUUCAGCAAGAUAACACCAGAAAAGAAACAUCCAAUAAUAGAGAAAUGCAGAGAAGAAACCAGAACGAGUGGGAAGUCUAUACGUGUGACAAAUGUGGAAAUCCCUUUAAAAAUCCCUCACAUCUUCAUCUGCACAAUCCAGUUCACACUGGGGUAAGCGCCUUCAAAUGUAACAAAUGCAAGAAAGCCUUCAGUUACUCGAAGCAUUUGAAUGGCAGUCACGUGCAGACCCACACUAGAAAGAGAUACUGUCAGUCUAAGAAACGUGGGAAAGCCUUUACUCAGGCUUCAGGCUUUAGUGAGCAUACCAAAAGUCACACUGGAGAGAAGUCUUUCAAUUGUGAGAACUUUUGGAAAACGCUUACUACAUCCCCAAAAGUCACUAGAAACUUCAGGACGCGCAGUGGAGAUUACCCUUUUAAAUGUGACAAAUGUCACAAGGGCUUUGGCACGUCCUCAAACCUUACCACGCAUUAUAGAACCCACACUGGAGAGAAACCUUUUGAAUGUGACAUAUGUGGGAAGACGUUUAUCACCUCUUCCAACUUUGUGGUCCACAAGCGUAUCCACACGGGAGAGAAACCCUACAAAUGUAAGGAGUGUGGGAAAGGCUUCAUAUGUUCCGUGCCCCUUAACAACCACAUGCGAACCCACAGUGGGGAGAAGCCCUACGAGUGUAAGGAAUGUGGGAAAGCCUUCAGCCAGACCUCCAGCCUCACCUACCACAUGAAAAUCCACACAGGAGAGAAGCCUUUUCAGUGUGAGUCAUGCGGGAAGGCCUUUGCCACGUCUUCACUCCUUACUAAGCAUUUUAGAUCUCACACUGGAGAGAAGCCUUUUGAGUGUAACAUCUGCGGGAAGACCUUCACCACUUCUUCAAACUUCAGCGUCCAUAAGCGUAUUCACACCGGCGAGAAGCCCUACAAGUGUAAGGAAUGUGGCAAAAGCUUCAUCCGUUCCGUGCACCUAGACAAUCACGCCCGUACCCACAGCGGGGAGAAACCCUACAAGUGUAGGGAGUGUGGGAAAACGUUCACCACCUCUUCCUACUUAAUGGUCCACAAGCGGAUCCACACGGGAGAGAAACCCUACAAAUGUAAGGAGUGCGACAAAGGCUUCAUCGACUCUGCCCACCUCAAAAACCACAUCCGCACCCACAGCGGGGAGAAGCCCUACAAAUGCAGAGAGUGCGGCAAGACGUUCACCACGUCCUCCUACUUCAUCGUCCACGAGCGCAACCAUACCGGAGAGAAGCCCUACGCGUGUAAGGACUGCGAGAAGAGGUUCAUAUGCUCCAAACAACUCAACUACCACAUGCAAACCCACACGGGAGAGAAGCCCUACGCGUGUAAGGAAUGCGGGAAAGCCUUCAGCCAGUCCUCCAGCCUCACCUACCACAUGAAGCUCCACACGGGAGAGAAGCCCUUUCACUGCGACACGUGCGGGAAGGCCUUCGCCACAUCUUCACUCCUCACCAGGCACUUCCGGUCUCACACCACAGAGAAGCCCUUCGAGUGUAACGUCUGCGGGAAGACGUUCACCUCGUCCUCCUACUUUAUCAUUCACAACCGCAUCCACACUGGAGAGAAACCCUACGAAUGUAUGGAAUGUGGGAAAGGCUUCAUAAGCUCUAGGUACCUUAACAUUCACAUGCGGACCCACACCGGACGAGUUCGUGCUUCUUCUUUUUUUUUUUUUUUUUCCUUUUUUUCCCUUUUUUCUUGUCUCUUUCCUCCUUUAGUUCACUCUCUCCUCUUCAUUCUUGGGAAGCUGCCCCAGAAGGCCGGGCCCAAGCUAAAGAUGGACUCAAGUCAGAAGAAUGUGGCUGUGAAAUUAAAGGAUGUGGCUGUGAAAUUCACACCUGAAGAGUGGAAAUUUAUGGAUCAUGCCCAAAGGAAGCUCUACAGAGAUGUGAUGUUGGACACCUGCAAGAUCCUGGCAUCACUGGAUUAUUGUAUUCAAGUCAAAAGCAGAGUAUCAAGACCUCAGCAUGAUACUGUGGAGAAUAGAACUUCCAGUAAAGAGGAUAUAGUAAAACUCACAAGAAAUGAUUCCUGGUGUGUUUUUGGAAAAAACUGGAUGAUUUAUAACUUUGGAGAUCAAUACCAAAUCCAGGAGAGGUGUUUGAGUGUGAAUCCUAUUGAGAAUAGAAGUCAUUUUGUGGAUACUUUCUGUGGAAGUCAUGAAAAAAAUAAUUAUGAAAAAAUGAACCAUACUACAAAUUCUGCUGUGCAUGAGAGAGAUCCUACCACACUGAAAUUCUGUAAAUGCACUAAGUGUGAAAAAGUUUUCACAGAAUGCCUUUUCAUAAAGAACCAAAAAAUCUCUUACUCUGAAAACAAGCAGUAUCAGUGUGAGGAAUGUGGGCACGCCUGCCGUUGUGUCUUACUCCUAAGCACUCGUGUGGAAACAGACGUUGUAGAUAACAAAUGUCAGGAUACUGGGAGGUCAUCUAACAGAAACAAGAACACUCUAAAUAGUAAGAACAUUGAGUUUAAGAAGUCUGGAAAAGCUUCUACUUCCUCUUCCUCCUCGGGAAAUGCAAUAGGUCACUGUGAACAGAAAGUACUUGGGUGUGAAUUUUGUGUAAGAAUCUAUAAGUUUCCAUCUUAUGUUACGCAACGUGAAAGAAUCCACCCUGAUCCGAAACUCUAUACAUGUAAGGAAUGUGGGAAAACUUUCACUCAGUCUUUAUAUCUUCAACACCAUGUGGUAGUGCAUGCAGUGCGUGCUAGAGAGAAACCCCAUGAAUGCCAGGAGUGUGGGAAAGCCUUCAGUUCAUCAUCAUACCUUCAAAGACACGUAAAAAUGCACACUGGAGAGAAGCCUUACAAGUGCCAAGAAUGUGGGAAGGCUUUUUGUCAUUCCUCACUCCUUCAAAGACACGUGGGAUUGCACACAGGCAAGAAACCCUACGAAUGUAAGAAAUGUGGGAAGACUUUUGGUCGUUCUUCAGACCUCCAAAGACAUGGGGCACUGCACACUGAAGAGAAACCCUUCAAGUGCCAGGAAUGUGGGAAGGGUUUCAGACGUUCCUCAGCUCUUCAAAUACAUAUCAGAACGCACACUGGAGAGAAACCGUACGAAUGUCAGGAGUGUGGGAGGACUUUCAGUUAUUCUUCAAACUUCGAAGACCACGUGAGAUUGCACACUGGAGAGAAACCCUACGAGUGUCAGGAGUGUGGGAAAGCCUUCAGUUCUUCAUCAUACCUUCAAAGACAUAUAAGAAUGCACACUGGAGAGAGACCUUACAAAUGCCAAGAAUGUGGGAAGGCUUUCGGUCAUUCCUCACUCCUUCAAAGACACGUGAGAUUACACACAGGCAAGAAACCCUACGAAUGUAAAAAAUGUGGGAAAGCUUUCAGCCGUUCUUCACACCUUCAAAGACACGAGAUGCUGCACACUGGAGAGAAACCCUUCAAGUGCCAGGAAUGUGGGAAGGAUUUCAGACGUUCCUCAGCUCUUCAAAUACACAUAAGAAUGCACACUGGAGAGAAACCCUAUGAAUGUAAGGAAUGUGGGAAAACCUUCAGUUAUUCUUCCAACUUUCAAGACCAUAUGAGAUCUCACACUGGAGAGAAACCUUAUAAGUGUCAGGAAUGUGGAAAGACUUUCAGUCACUCUUCGUCCCUUCAGGCACAUUUGAGGAAUCAUACUGGAGAGAAACCCUAUGAAUGUCAGGAAUGUGGGAAUGUUUUCAGCCAUGCCUCAGAUUUUCAAAAACAUGUGAGAAUACAUGCUGGAGAGAGACCUUAUGAAUGUCAAGUAUGUGGGAAAUCUUUCGGUAGCUCUUCGUCCUUUAAUAGACAUGUGAAAUUGCAUGCUGAAGAGAAACCCCAUUAAUGUCAGGAGUGUGGGAAAAACUUUCAGUCAGUUAUCAUCCCUUCAAAUCCACACAAGAAUGUACACCAGAGAGAAGCCCUAAUAAUGACAGAAAUAUGGGAAAGCUUUCAGUCACUCUUCAUGCCUUCAAAGACGUAAGAAUGCCCACUGGAGAGACACCUUGUGAAUGACUAUCAUUUGGAAAGAUUUUAGUCAAUUCAGACAUUUUUACACAUACUUAGGAAAACAUGGUUAAGAGAAAUCCUACAAAUAGUAGGAAUCUGAGAAGUAAUAAAGCUGUUUGAUAAUCCUUCAGUAAUGUUGAACACAUACUUUCAAGUGUCAGCUUGAGUGUCAGCACUGCACAGAAGCCUUUAUCUUUAAAAAAAUAUCUUAUUCAUUUCUAUUUAUUUACUUAUUAUUGGAUAGAAACAGAAAGAAAUUGAGAGAGAGAGGAAGAUGGAGAGGGAGAGAGACAGACAUCUGCAGCUCUGCUUCACCACAUGUGAAGCUUUCCCGCUGCAGGUGGGGACCAGGGGCUUGAGCCUGGGUCCUUGUGCACUGUAAUGUGAGCACUUAACUAGGUGCACCACCAUCUGGA